Macrosiphum euphorbiae (potato aphid) is the source of this 375-nucleotide messenger RNA. The record is from the annotation of a GenBank genome assembly. NCBI's taxonomy places the organism in Eukaryota, Metazoa, Arthropoda, Insecta, Hemiptera, Aphididae.
AUGGAAAAUGAAGGGAAUACCGAGGAAGAAUUGUGUCAACUUUGCAUAAAUAAAGAAAAUUUUUCCAAUAAAAGAGAAGAAGCAAAAGAAUGCUUAGAACGUCAAGCUAAAAGAAUGAAACUACAAUCAGAUAUGUCUCAUCCACCUGCUCUUCAAGGAUGUAACGUACGAGUCAAAAUUCCAAAUGUUGACAGGUCAAAAUGUAAUCCACAAUCUAUAAUUGCAAUUGUAUUAGAAAAAACAACCGACGAAUUUUAUCGUUUAGGAACUAAAUACGGUAUACUAAAACAACUUUACGCGAGGUCACAAUUUAGUUUAUGCACAGAAAAGUUUAUUACGCUUAGAGACGUUCCAGAUGUAGAUAUUUGCCUUUGA